AUGGACAGUGGCGACCAGCGGGGUCUCACGGUGCAGGACGAGGAGACCAUGUGCACGUCGGCCUCUGAGGGUCUGGAGGAGGGGGAAGUGGAGGGAGAGACUCUGCUCAUUGUGGAAUCAGAGGACCAGACCUCUGUGGAUCUGUCCCAUGACCAGAGCGGGGACUCUAUGAACAGCGACAUUGGGGAGGACGGAGAAGGAAGCUGGAACGAGGACAUGUCCUUCUACUGCGACAAGUGCCACAAAUGGAUCCCGGCUGCCCAGCUACGUGGAGAGCAACCCAGCUACCUGAAAGGAGACAACUUUUUUAAGUUCAUCUGCUCCAACUGUGCGGAAGAUGGGAAGGAGAGUUUUGAGAGGAUGAGGUUGACCUGGCAGCAGGUGGUGAUGUUAGCCAUGUAUAACUUGUCUUUAGAGGGAACUGGACGACAAGGAUACUUCAGAUGGAAAGAAGAUAUUUGUGCAUUUAUUAGUCGCCACUGGACCUUCCUACUUGGUUCCAGGAAGAAGACGUCCACGUGGUGGAGCACUGUGGCAGGGUGUCUGUCUGUCGGCAGUCCAACGUUUUUCCGUUCAGGAGCGCAGGAGUUUGGUGAACCGGGUUGGUGGAAGCUGGUUCAGAACCGUCCACCUACUCUACGCCCUGAGGGUGACAAAAGCUCUGCAGCCUCGCUCAAGGCAAAAGCUGUGUCAAAGCCAUCUCUGGAGCCCAUAAUCACAGUGGAGGGUUUGAGGAAGCGGGGAAGUCGUAACCCAGUGGAAAAUGCCAUGCAGCUGAAAGAAAAGCGUUCUCGAACACAAGAGGCAAAAGAGAUUAGGCGUGCACAGAAGGAGGCGGCUGGGUUUCUUGACCGCAGUGCCUCGUCUACACCUGUGAAACUGGGCAACCGUGCACGACGGCCUGAGCCUUAUCUGGAGAAGGGUGAAGUCAUUGACUUUUCCUCCCUCAGCUCAUCAGACAGAACCCCCCUCACCUCUCCAUCCCCAUCCCCUUCUCCUGACUUCUCCGCCCCUGGAACCCCUGCCUCACACUCUGCUACGCCAAGCCUGCUGUCAGAGGCCGAUCUGAUCCCGGAUGUCAUGCCCCCUCAGGCUCUGUUCCACGAUGAUGAAGAAUUGGAUGCAGAGGGUGUUAUUGACCCUGGGAUGGAAUAUAUUCCUCCUCCUAGCAUGCCUUUGGCCACUGGUACCAUCAUGGUCAGAAAAAAGCUACGUCCGGCUGAGCUAAUCAAACAAGAACUGGAGAGUGAAGAUGAGGAGCGUGGCAGAGAUGUUGAAGAAGAUGAUGGCCAGGACGAUGGCAGAAGAGGACGAGUUUUAGAGCGAAGGAAGGUUCUCCAGGACAAGGGUGAAGGCUGUGUGUCUUUAUCUGCCCCCCGCCACACAUUCAUCAGCCUUUAUGAGGAGCGCAUGCUGCUCCACAAGCUGGAAGCAUGUCCGCAAGCUUUGGCCGUCACACCACAGGCCAAAAGGCUGCAUCGUAAGUUACUUGUGCGGCAGGCUAAAAGAGAGCGGGGGCUUCCCUUGCUGGACGUGGAUCAGGCUGUGAGUGCGACACUCAGCCUGGUGGGGGGCGUCUAUGGGGCACAAGGGGGUUUAGCCAGGCACAGGACAAGUGGAGAGGAUAAAUACAGAACCACCAGCCAGGACCUUCGUAUCCUUGACCGCUUUCAAUCAACAGUGUCCAUAAGGAAAGGGUUUUAUCAGCACACUGUGUCAUUCUGGCACAGGCUGAUGGGUUCUGAUGCCUGCAUGGAUCAGACCAUCAAGAGUCCCUACACAUCCAGAGUACUCAAGCCAUUCAUCAGGAGAGACUAUGAGAGUCGACCGCUGAAGUUGCGUUUGCUCUCAGAGAUUCGUGCGCAUCACCACAAGAAUGACCCGAAUUGGGUAGCUGAACCUGACGCACCUAUAGAUUACUGCUACGUACGGCCAAAUCACAUCCCCUCUGUCAACUCCAUGUGCCAAGACAUCUUCUGGCCUGGCAUCGAUCUGUCGGAGUGCCUCCAGUACCCAGACUUCAGCGUGGUGGUGCUUUACAAGAAAGUCGUGAUUGGUUUUGGCUUCAUGGUGCCAGAUGUGAAGUACAACGAGGCCUACAUCUCUUUCCUGCUGGUGCAUCCAGAAUGGAGGCGAGCUGGUAUCGCCACAUUCAUGAUCUACCAUCUCAUUCAGACCUGCAUGGGAAAGGAUGUGACACUACACGUAUCAGCAAGCAACUCUGCCAUGCUACUCUAUCAGAAGUUUGGCUUCAAGACAGAGGAGUACAUCCUAGACUUUUAUGAUAAAUACUAUCCAGUGGACAGCAAAGAGUGCAGACACGCAUUCUUACUGCGUUUACGUCGCUGAGGAGUUUGUUUAAUUUUCUAUAUCAUUGUGCCACUUGUUAUGUGGCUUGAAUGUCACAUGGCACAGACCAGAAGAGAGACAGUAAGUGUUUGCUAGUGUUUUCACAGAUAUACUUGUUGUUAUGUCCUAUUUGAGUGUCAGUAUGUGACUUUUUUUUAAAUAUAUUUGUUUCUAUGUUAUACCAAAGGAAAUUUAGUUUCUUUGCAUCAGAGUUACAGACGCCGAGAGAGGUCAUGCGCUCAGCAAGUUAAGAAAACAAAUGCAAAUAGGAAAACACUAACAAAUGGAGAAAACAUCUUCAUCAGUUUGACAACACACAUGCACACAAAUUCUUACAACACAUGCAAAUACAGAAACACACUGCAAAUAGUCCAGACCACAACGGAAAAGUGACAAACCUGACAGCUUCCUGUUAAAGUCACCCGUUAUUGUUGGUCAAGGAGUUCCAAUCCCCCCUCAACAGUUUGUUCAUCAUUCAGCCAGGAUCGUUGCUUUUCCACUGUGGUCUGUGUUAUUUCUGUAUUUGCAUUCGCAUAUGCUGUCAAAUAGAUUAUGUUUUCUCUAAUUGUUAGCCAUUUUUCUCAACUUGCAGCAAAUUUUGAGCUCUCUCGGUCAACAAACCAGCAUAGUAAUUCUCCUCCUCCUUUGCAUCAUGAACAUUUCAGUUUGUUUUUGUAGGUUAAGUGCUGUUUAUUUUCACCACUCAUGUUUGCACCCACAGUUGUGUAGAUAUAGAUGUUACCAUCUGUUAGUUAAGCAUCAUAAUGUCUAAUAUGGUGUUGGUUGAUCCAUCAUGGAAUAAAAAUAGUAAUUGCGAAUUCUCAAAA
Danio aesculapii is the source of this 3176-nucleotide messenger RNA. It is a transcript of the gene kat14, whose product is annotated as lysine acetyltransferase 14. The coding region runs from base 1 to 2349 and encodes 782 amino acids. Gene Ontology annotation, molecular function: acyltransferase activity, transferring groups other than amino-acyl groups. The record is from RefSeq and is a predicted model, not a curated record. Lineage: Eukaryota; Metazoa; Chordata; Actinopteri; Cypriniformes; Danionidae. The transcript is spliced from 10 exons.